This is a messenger RNA of Halichondria panicea, 770 nucleotides long. RefSeq names its product histone H1-delta-like. Gene Ontology annotation, biological process: nucleosome assembly; negative regulation of DNA recombination; chromosome condensation. Gene Ontology annotation, cellular component: nucleosome; nucleus. Bases 132 to 641 code for a protein of 169 amino acids. NCBI's taxonomy places the organism in Eukaryota, Metazoa, Porifera, Demospongiae, Suberitida, Halichondriidae. The transcript has a single exon. The record is from RefSeq and is a predicted model, not a curated record. Gene Ontology annotation, molecular function: nucleosomal DNA binding; structural constituent of chromatin; double-stranded DNA binding.
AGCAGAGUCUUACAAUCUGGUCGGGUUAGAUUUUCCCGGGUAUAAAUGCUGACAACUUAAUAUAACUUUUGAAUGCUGUGAUUUGUCUGUCAAAACUUUGCUCCUCUUCAGUUCUCCGUCUAUAAUUCAUCAUGUCUAAGACAGUAUCCUCUCAUCCCAAAUACUCCGAGAUGAUCGCUUCUGCUGUUACAACAUUGAAAGAAAGAAAUGGAUCAAGUAGACAGGCCAUAAGCAAGUAUGUAAAGGCAAACUACUCAGUGGGGGAACAAGCUGAUACACAUGUCAAGACCUCGCUGAGAAAGAUGGUUUCCAACUGUGAUCUGCUACAGACAAAAGGGACAGGUGCUAGUGGUUCAUUUAAAAUCAAUAAAGCUAAACUGCAGGCCGAGAAGAAAGCAGCAAAGAAAGUCGAGAAGGCACCUAAAAAGUCAGAAGGUUUGAAAGAGAACAAAAAACUAGUGGCUAAGAGAUCAUUGACUAAAAAGGUGACAGACAAAAAACCAGCAGCUAAGAAAUCGGCAGAUACCAAGAAGCCAGCUACUAAGAAGAAGCCUGCUGCCAAGAAAGCUAAGCCACCUCCAAUCCCAUCCGAGACUGUCACUGAAUCUUCCUGCUCUGAUCUUGAAUCUUCAGAAGACUGAACUCAUCUUGAAGACAAUAAUUAAUUGUGUACAAUAAUUGUUCUCUUCUUUGCUUUUGCUUCUGUAUCUAUGCUCAAUUUCAAUCUCUCACAUGGUUUCAUAUUCUAUUCAUGAUCAUCCAUUAUUUUA